Molecule: messenger RNA, 2716 nt
Organism: Toxotes jaculatrix (banded archerfish)
Lineage: Eukaryota; Metazoa; Chordata; Actinopteri; Toxotidae
Gene: slc9a2
Product: solute carrier family 9 member 2
Exons: 13
Coding region: 243-2714 (823 amino acids)
Biological process (GO): sodium ion transport; proton transmembrane transport; regulation of pH
Cellular component (GO): membrane
Molecular function (GO): sodium:proton antiporter activity
Source: RefSeq, a predicted model, not a curated record
UGUUCCGCAGUUUGAAGGAGACACGGCUCGAUCACGAAACUGUGGAAAAUUAAGGCAUCGCUGCUGAAGAAUUAAGUGAAGAUGGUGGAGUGAGCAUGGCAGAAAAUUAAAAUUAUCAAGUUUCAGAGGAGAAACUCAGUUUGUUCUCACUUCAAGUGAUUUUCCCCCCUUCGAUUCUAAAAUUGAAUGGCGUGAUUGGAUCUCAACGACGUGGAUAUUCACAUUAGUUGGGACUGUGGAAAAUGGAUUCAAGCGUUACCACACGAAGAGGAGUUUUAUUUAUUAUUUUCACAGUGUUAAGUCUUCUGCAUGGCUCCAGAGGAGAAAUCCCUCCCAAACCAACCGCCGGUGUCACGAUUGUUCCCCCAGUCAAGCCCGACAAUGAGCCCCAGGCCUAUCCAGACGCAGAAACAGCAAGUUUACCGGUCUUUACUAUGAAUUAUCCAAGAAUUCAGAUACCCUUUGAGAUCACUCUUUGGGUGCUGCUGGCUUCAUUUGCGAAGAUUGGCUUCCAUGUGUACCACAAGAUCACCAUCUGGGUGCCAGAGUCAUGCCUUCUGAUCAGCAUUGGUCUGAUCGUGGGUGCCAUCAUGCACUCUGUCCACGAGGAGCCCCCUGCUGCGCUUUCCAGCAAUGUCUUCUUCCUCUACAUGCUGCCCCCCAUUGUCCUCGACUCGGGUUACUUCAUGCCCACCAGACCUUUCUUUGAGAACAUUGGCACGGUAUUGUGGUUUGCGGUUGUCGGGACUCUGUGGAACAGCAUUGGUAUAGGCAUGUCUCUGUUUGCCAUAUGCCAGAUCGAGGCUUUUGGGGUGCAGGACAUCAACCUCCAGGAGAACCUGCUGUUUGCCACCAUCAUCUCGGCCGUGGACCCUGUGGCUGUGCUGAGCGUGUUUGAGGACGUGUCUGUGAACGAGCAGCUCUACAUCGUGGUAUUUGGGGAAUGCCUCUUCAAUGAUGCUGUCACUGUGGUGCUGUACAACAUGUUCAGCUUUGUGGCGGACAUGCCAGUGGUGGAGCCAGUGGACGUUUUCCUGGGCAUGGCGAGGUUCUUUGUGGUCGGGCUCGGUGGGAUGGGCUUUGGCCUUCUAUUUGGCUUUGUGGCCGCCUUCACCACAAGAUUUACUUCCAGGGUCCGAGAAAUCGAGCCACUGUUCAUAUUCAUGUACAGCUACCUGGCCUAUCUGGUGGCCGAGCUCUUCACUCUCUCAUCCAUCAUGGCCAUUGUUACCUGCGCCCUCACAAUGAAAUACUACGUGGAGGAAAAUGUUUCCCAGCGUUCCUGCACAACCAUCCGCCACGUGGUCAAGAUGCUUGGCUCCAUCUCGGAGACCCUCAUCUUCUUCUUCCUUGGGGUCGUCACAGUAACAACAGAACACGAGUGGAACUGGGGCUACAUCCUGUUCACGCUGCUGUUUGCCUUUAUAUGGAGAGGUCUAGGUGUCUUGGUGCUGACCCAGAUCAUUAACCCUUUCCGCACCAUCCCAUUCAACCUGAAAGAUCAGUUUGGUUUGGCCUACGGUGGUCUUCGAGGUGCAAUUUCAUUUGCCUUGGCUUUCACUCUUCCUGAUACCAUUGGCCGCAAGCAGCUCUUCGUCACUGCCACCAUUGCCAUUAUACUCUUCACUGUGUUUCUUCAGGGCAUCAGUAUCCGACCUCUGAUUGAGUUCAUCAAUGUCCGCAGAACCAACCGCAAUCUUGACACCAUCAAUGUAGAGAUCCACUGCAGGCUCAUGGAGCACACCAUAGCAGGCAUAGAGGACCUCUGUGGACAGUGGAGCCACUUCUACUGGAAGGACAAGUUUAUGAAAUUCAACAGUCGAAUCCUGCGUAAGAUCCUGAUCCGAGACAGCCGGGCCGAGUCCAGUAUUGUGGCAUUGUACAAGAAGCUAGAGCUGCAGAAUGCCAUGGAGAUCCUGGACACGGUGACGGGAGACAUCAGUGCCGCUCCGUCCAUCGUCUCACUCUAUGAGGAAAAGAAAAGCUCUUCUAAACCUAAGAAGAAGUUCCUGGCUGCUGACCUGAAGAACAUGCAUGACAUCCUGUCCAAGAACAUGUACAAGAUCAGACAACGGACGGUGGCAUACACAAGUAAACAUGCCCUGCCUAACGACAGCCAGACCAAAGAGAUUCUGAUCAGACGCCACACCAGCAUUCGCCGCAGCCUCCGACCUGGCAGCUUCCAAUCAUCGGCGGUGCCCAGAUCUCAUAAGUACUUCUCUCUUCCUGCUGGGAAGAGCCUGGACUCAAAAUUAUUUCCCCCUGAGAGGCAGAGCUAUGCAGAUGAUCAAGAAACCAUGUCAGAGGUGGACUACCCCUCCAGACGCUCUCGGUUUGGCCAGCCAGCACGCUCCUCCUCCAGAGCCAUGAUGCCUCUAAGAAGGCUGGGCACCCUAAAAGAAGUGCCCUCUGUUGAUAUUCUGGAUGAAGGCAGGAGUGAGAGCGGCAGGACAGGGCGUGGCAUGUCCAGAACGAACUCCUCCUACAGUGAUUCUCGUGUGCCUGCCCCUCGCCGUCAUUUCAGCUCCUCCGCUGACAAUAACAGUGACUCAGCUGAUAACUUUAGAAAUCUGCAUCAUGAAGCACAGGAGGAGGAGGAGGAGCAGCAGCAGCAGCAGCAGCCUCCAUCUGCAGCCUGGGCUGCUGAGCCCAGAGACAGCGUGACACGAAACCCCCUGCUCAGACGGCCUCAGUGGAACCCAAAGAAGAUGUAGAA